GUAGUGCAGUGCGGGCGUCUCCGCUUUCAGUUCGCCAUACUUGCACAAAGCGGCAGUGCACAGACAAUUGGUGAAAGCAGCCGAAAAAAGCAUCGGUGGAAGCUAACGUCAUGGCUGAGCAGGAACCCACUGAAGAGCAGCUGGCGGCCAUCGCGGCGGAGAACGCCGAGAGCGAGAGCGAGACGGUCAACUACAGGCCCCCCGCCCGCAAGACCCUGCAGGAGAUCCAGGAGCUGGACAAGGAUGACGAGAGCUUGCAGAAGUACAAGAAGGCCUUGCUGGGAGACGGCCACGAAUCUGGUGUGUGUGCUUCAGCCUCAGACUCCGCUGUUCCAAACGUCCAGGUGACUCGGUUGACCUUGAUGUGUGAAACUACCCCAGUUCCUCUCACCUUGGACCUGCAGGGAGAUCUGGAGCAAUUCAAGAAGCAAAGCUUUGUGUUAAAAGAGGGGGUUGAGUAUAGGAUUAAGAUCAGCUUCAAGGUGAACCGGGAGAUUGUCUCUGGCCUGAAGUUCAUCCAACAGACCUACAGGAAGGGAGUGCGAAUUGAUAAGUCGGACUACAUGGUGGGCAGUUACGGCCCGCGGCCUGCCGAGUACGACUUCCUGACCCCGCUGGAGGAGGCUCCCAAGGGCAUGCUGGCCCGCGGCACCUACAACAUCAAGUCCAAGUUCACCGACGACGACCAGCACGACCACCUCUCGUGGGAGUGGAACCUCAACAUAAAGAAAGACUGGACAGACUGAGCGGCCUUGUACUGUAGCCCUCUUUCCUCUCCUCUCCUCUCAUCUCUUCUCCUCCUCUCCUCUCCUCUUUUCUCCUCAUCUGUCCUUCAAUUCAUGAUCUUCUCAUCAUUCAUUCAUUUAUUCAUUCAUUCAUUCAUUCAUUUCUUUACUUCUUUCUUCCUAGAAGGUCUCGCUCCUUUCAUCUCCUUGGUACCUCCUUAUAUUGCCUUUCGUUCUCCUCCUCCUCUCCAUCGCUCCCUCCGUCCACAAGUUCACAUCCAUGCUUCAUCUGUCAGCCCUCCUGGUUCAUCCACACUACACCCCCCUCCCCCCACCCCGCCCCACCCCGCCCCUUCCACCACCACCACACCCAGCCUUUGUGCUUCCCAACACAAACCACAUUAACAGACCACAUUAACUACAUUAACCUCCUCCACCCCAUUCAGACCACACCACCACCACCACCACCACCACAUGUACUCUGCCUUCUUCUGUGACCAAUUAACCAGACCACUAGAUACUACGGACGUCUGUGUGGUGCACUAACCAGACCACUACAUGCUUAGUCUCUAUCAGCUUUACUGUAUGGCCAACUAACCACGUCACUACUUGUCUUAAGCCAUCGCCAAUUAACCGGACCACCACUACCUGCCACCCUCACCGAAUCACACUAACAACUUUGUCUUCCACUGUUUUAGUAAAGCGUUUGAGCAAAGGGAGAAGUUCUGCUUCAUCUCAACCACCCCUUUCCCAUCACCCCCCCCCCACCACCAUGCACUCAGACACACUUUUUUUUAGAGAAUAAGUCGAGCACUGUAAGAGUUAGACACUAAAGACAUGGGAGUUCUACCGUUAGUCAGUCAGUCUGAUAGCUUUUGGCCCACUACAGGCUUCUCUCUCUCCCGCCUCUCUUCCUUCAUUUUUAGCACUCCACUUGUCCUACUUUUCGACUUUGUUUUUUUUUUUCUCUUCUUCUUUCUUAUGAUUUCUUUCUUUCACCAAGUUCUGCCUUGUGAAAUGCCUCCUGGAGAAAAAAAAAAAAAAGAUAGGAAAGUGCUGUUCUGUUUUUAGCUGCGUCUGGCAGCUCAAAUACAAUCAACCAUGAACCUCUUCCCGCGGAGAGGCACAGCUAAAGUGAUUAAUGCAGGAGGACACACUGAGCGUCAUCAGGCCUGGCUGUUAGCGGUGUGGGCAGUAGCAUAUAGCUAGGGAACAGCAACGACGCUUCUGCCGCACGAUCACAGGGUCAAGCACACGCGCAACGAGAAAAACAGAAACACACUAGGAAUGUUGUUGUCGAUGGUGACCUUUGUAAAUCGAUCCAGCUUUAAUCGCGAAAAGGCAGAAGUCAGUGCAGUCCUUGAUGUAUGGCGGCAACAGCACACCUAACGUCUGAAUGUCAGCAGUUGAGGGCAAUCGCACCUUCACCCCCACCGUGUCAUCCUCUUUAGUGUGCAAAUAAUGACUGAAAACCUACGACUGAAAAAAAAAGAAAAAUCAAAACAGUACUAACAUUCUCAUUCGAGUCACACACUGGAUCUUUCUAGCAUAAGGUAGCAAAGGAGAAAACAAAUAUGGCGAAUCCGCUCCUGCCUUACUGGAAACGAUGAUGAUGCAGAGUGAUUGAUUGAUAAAGAUUGAAAUCACUUGUUAAAAAGAUUUUGUAUGCAUUCUAGGCUCUACAUCAAUGACUUGUGUGUCAUGAAAGCACAUCAUCCCCUGCUUGCUACUAGCAGUAAGAAGGACCAAUCAUUAAGCUUACUUCUGUGCCAAUUAGGUUGGGCCCCUUCAAAAAAUUCUAGCACUCUUACUAAGACAUCAAAAGUGACUUAAUCCCGAACUGGCUGAUAAUGAAUGUCAUUAGUUUUUAGUUUUCUUUGUUGUUGUUGUUUUUUGCGCUAUAAACCAUUAAAGGAAUGAAAUGACUACAUCUAAAUUUGAAAAAAAAAAAAAAGAUAUCACUCAAGUGAUUGCAUGGGAAGUUGAGUCAUCCAGGCUUUCAGAACCUCUAGUCAUGCCUUAUUUGGAGCACCUCAAGACAUUUGCGCUCACACAAACACCAUAUCAUGUGAAUGUACAGCAGGCAAUGUAAUGAGCUGUUUUUAAUGAUUGUUUUGUAAGUGGCUUUUGCAGAUAGACUGUCGGGGAAGACUACCGCAAAAAAAAACCCACACGAUUACCACCAGUCCUCUACCUUUCUUUAACCCAAAAGUAUUAUUGUAAGCACAAGACGACGCCGUAGUGAACAAAAGAACAAAGAUACCAUGAUAGAACCAGUACUUGGACCCUGGUCCAGCACUAAGUUGCAAUGUCGCUCUCCUCCGCUGUAGCCAACUAACAACUCGAGGAAAGGGAGGCCUUAAAAGGACUGCUGUGGUCUAUUUAAAAACAAAACACUAAUGUUCAAUUAACCUUAAAACUGUUGUCUUGUUUCGUUUGCCUUAAUGGACGUUCAUGUCUGAACACAGAGCUCCCACACAGAGCUGUGAGAAACGCUGCAUCCAUUCCUCUACUGACUUCCCUGCAUCCUUAAAUUCUUCCAAAAGGUCAGAGGUCAUGGCUGCCCAGUAGCAUAGCAACAGAUGACAGGGCUUAUCCCUGCCUAUCCAAAUGGCAAAGGCCUACCUCUGUCUAUGGCUUUCCCAUUGAAGCGCAUUAGUUUAGGGUUGGUGUGUUGAGGCAAUAUGGCUAACAGUUGUUCCACCAGGCAAGCAUAUCCACCACAUUUAAAAGCCUUAUUGUCUCCAUCUCCACAUUAUCUUUACUUGAGGAAAAUCAGUGGAGUGAACUCACUUGAAAGUUAGCGUGACAGAGGCAGAGAGCCAAGACAGAAUCAGCAUCGAAAACUCGGGGGUCUGCUGCUUCUUAACCCUUCUUCAAGGCGUCUUUCCGAGAUCCCCCUCAAAUACUGCAACCUGGGAAUACUCCUGAGGUCCACUCAGCAGCAGCAAGUGCUAGAGAGAUUUGUGUUGGUAGUGCGUGUGACCUGAACAGAAUAACACACCUGGUGACAAAGCGUUUUGGUUUCUGUGUGGAUGGUUGUCUGUGUAGGGGCCACGCAGAAAUGUGAGUCGGUGUGACGAGUGUAAGUUUGUUUAUGACUGUUUCAAAGUGUUCCAUGUUCGGUGUAUGCUCCUCUGCUGAUUCAUACAUUCCUCCACAUCGUGCUCUUUUUAUUUGUAAGAAUGAACAACAGGUUGGCAUGCCAGUCGCGGUUGUGUGAAUGUUCUACCAUCAUUUGUGAUCGCUCUUCCUGGCCAAUAAAUAUUUUUGUUUGA
Molecule: messenger RNA, 4003 nt
Organism: Sardina pilchardus (European sardine)
Lineage: Eukaryota; Metazoa; Chordata; Actinopteri; Clupeiformes; Clupeidae
Product: rho GDP-dissociation inhibitor 1-like
Exons: 6
Coding region: 111-746 (211 amino acids)
Biological process (GO): Rho protein signal transduction
Cellular component (GO): cytosol; membrane; cytoplasm
Molecular function (GO): Rho GDP-dissociation inhibitor activity; protein binding
Source: RefSeq, a predicted model, not a curated record